AUGUCUAGCGGAGGGCUCCUGGAGAUGAAAAGCCCCCGAGAGGAGGAUUUGUUCCCGUUCGCUCGGGAGCGGCUCGGGGAUGUCCCGGCCGAGCUGCUGUCCUUGCUCAGGCAGAGGGAAAAGGAAGUGCAGCUGGCGGCCGAGCUGGGCAAGGCACUGCUCUCGGAGAACCAGGAGCUGAGGAAGGCGAACGAGCAAAUCCACCAGCAGUUCAGCCAGAAGCUGGAGGAACUGGAACAGGAGAAAUACUCAUCACAUCUGAAGCAUGAGGGGAGGAGGAGUGAAUGGGAGGCUCAAGUUGCAGAGCUGGAAAUUGAUCUACAACAGUCACAGCUAGAGCUCCAGAAACAGCAGCAAUACCUACGUGAGGUUGAAAAGGUUAAAAUAGACAUGGAAUGUGAUCUAAGUGAACAAAAUCAGAAGCUGGUGGAGCAACUAAACAAAGCAGCAGAAGUGGAGCAGACCCUCACCCAUGAGAUCAAAACAUUAAGGGAGAGGUUUAUGGGCAGAGAGUUUCUGGUGAAUGAGAAUGCAACAAGGACACGGAGCCUUCACGUUGAGCUAGAGCUGUUGGCUGAGCAGAAACAUAAUCUGGAGCAGCAAAUAAUCACAGUAGAGAAGGAGAACUUGGCACUAAAGAGCAUCAUUAACUCCAUGCAAGAGGAAUUCUCACAGUUACAACAGAAGAACAGUGAGCAGCUACUGCAGCUAACCCUGGCACAGGAGAAUGUCAGUGAAACCCAGGGCCUGAAUCGGCAGCUACAGAACCAAGUGCAGGAGCUGAGUGAGCAGCUGAUGAUGCAGGAAUCUGCCGAUCACAAUGAUUCCCUUCUCUCUGAAAUUGAGCACAAUCUGGAGACCAAGGCUCAGAUUUGGGAGGCCGAGAAAGAUCAGGUAAAGGAUGACAUUGUGAAAAUCCAUCAACAGUUACUCACCUUGACUGGUGUGAAAUGCUGUGACAGUUUGACUGGAUGUCAGUUUCAUUCUCUGCAAGCAGCACUUUCACAUCUGAAGGAUCAAGUCCAUAUCCUAGUACGUGGCCCAGCUGAACAGGUUCUCACUGAAGCCAGUCAGAUAGAAUUGGAGGAGAUGCUGAGGAGGGAUCAACAGCAAAACCAGCAGGAACAGGCAAUGAAUGAAGAAAAGCAACAGAUAAUUGAGGAGCUUCAAAGACAGAUGGAUUCUCUAAGCACAGAUCUGGUGAAUCUCCGGAAGGAAAAUGAUAGUCUGCAGUGCAGCCUCAAGAAUGAUUCUGGUCAUCAGCAUUUCCUGCAGGCAAUCCGUGAAAGGGACAUUGCGAUAACUAAAAAGAAUGCAGUGGAAGCAGAGCUGCUUAACUGUCAGAUGGAUAUGAAAUCAUUGAACUCCCAGCUUCUGGAGACCAUUCAACAGAAAGUGGGCCUGUCACAGGAGCUAGAAGCUUGGCAGGACGACAUGCAAUUUGUGAUAAGUCAGCAACUCAAAACCCAGCAGAAGACUGAACAGGCCUUGAAUCCUUCCUCCCAAAAUCACAGCCAGUACGGGGAUUCCAAACAUCGCUACUCCUUUCUCCGCAGAAGUCAGAUUCCCGAAGGAAGAGGCUUCCUCUCAUUAUUUAAGAGGUUAUUGAUCAAGAAAAAGCCUCAAGCUAGGGAUGUAUACUACUGGCUGCAGAAUUAUUUUGACAAAAAGAAAUUGAAAAAAAAACAAUUAAAAUUGUAAAAAGGAAAAAGCUGAGACUUCAAUAUUGCCAUCUGCUGCAGACAGCAUCUGCAGACGUUGCAAAACAAAAAAAGGAGAUGGAUGGGUUGUCAAGACCUCAACAGAGAUAAGUGUUUAUUUUACACAGUGUAACAUUAAAUCUGCCAGCUUCAUGACAGGCUGCAUGAAGCUCAAAGGUGCUCAAUACUUCUUUCCAAAACUGGUGAUUAAUGAAGGUUUCUUUAAAAGAAUAAAGAACUGGGAUUUCUAUUUUAUUAUUGUAACAGAAUACAAACCGCUGAUAAUGAACAGAAGUUCAAUCCCUUUCUGUAAAGGGACAAGACGACUGGUUCAGAGUUUAGGACUUUCUUAGAAUCCCAAAUGUUAUGCUGGAAGGUUGGUACCCAAAAGACUCACCUGUCUGGCGGCUUACUAGUAAUGGUGUUAUGUAUUUUUAGCCUUUUCUGUACUUUUAUUUCCAGUAUACAAAGUUUUUUUCUUUUAUUUAAACUGUAAUAAUAUAUAAAAAUAGCUUAUAGUUAUUUCACAGGUUCUCCCAAUGGCUAGAUGGUGCCAUGUAAAGCUUGUUGAAUAAAUGUUAUUUAUUACUUCACAAUAAUAUAAUUGUUGAGUUCUUUAAAUUAUGGGGAAAAAACACAAACUGUGUGAGAGAGAUCAUGGCUAUGUGAACAAUGUUGUAGAGAUGCACAAAUACAUGUUUUAUAAUGCAAAAACAGUCAAAUACACUGUAGUAAUUUCUGGUGUCAAACCAGGUGUUUCAUAAUCUCGGUCUGGAUCCUAACUGGGCUUG
Stegostoma tigrinum is the source of this 2491-nucleotide messenger RNA. RefSeq names its product BICD family-like cargo adapter 1. The transcript is spliced from 11 exons. The coding region runs from base 1 to 1701 and encodes 566 amino acids. Gene Ontology annotation, biological process: Golgi to secretory granule transport; vesicle transport along microtubule. The record is from RefSeq and is a predicted model, not a curated record. NCBI's taxonomy places the organism in Eukaryota, Metazoa, Chordata, Chondrichthyes, Orectolobiformes, Stegostomatidae.